Magallana angulata is the source of this 6535-nucleotide messenger RNA. RefSeq lists its product as uncharacterized. The coding region runs from base 95 to 5689 and encodes 1864 amino acids. The transcript is spliced from 15 exons. Lineage: Eukaryota; Metazoa; Mollusca; Bivalvia; Ostreida; Ostreidae. The record is from RefSeq and is a predicted model, not a curated record.
GCAUUUUACGUCACUUCCGCUUUCACAUCCGGGCAUCCUCGGCAAUAUGGUCGCCGACAAGAUAUUUUUUUACAAUCGGUGAAUUCGGGCUGUGAUGGAGAACACAAACAAUACAUCGGAGGAAUCUGUUCACCCUGAGAGGGGAACAGAACAGGCUGUCAGCGAAGACAUAGCAGAGGGUGAAGACAUGCCGGUAGUGACCAUAGACCCUAAUGGGGGUACAGAGCUAGGGGUCAAUGAAGAUAAUGUCGAAGACUGGGAAACAGAGGAUGAAACAGAUGAUGAAGAUGGAGAGGAAGAUGAUGAUGAUGAGGAAGGAGAUAGUUCAGACGAAGACUCUGGUGAAGAGACAGAGGACUACGAGUUUGAGGAAGAUGAGGAGGAAGAUGGGGACACAGAGACCUGUCCCAUUUGUCUGGACAGGCUGAGGGACCAGGAUGUAGGCACCCCCGAGUCCUGUGACCAUGUCUUCUGUCUGGAUUGUAUACAAGAGUGGGCCAAGAAUGUAAACACAUGCCCAGUAGACAGACAAGUGUUUCACUUGAUUUUUGCCAGGCAUGCAGGCAAAGAUGCAAUAUUUAAAAAGAUAACCGUUGAAGACAAGGAGCAGGAUGAUCCAGAUGUGGAGGAGGAUCCGAUAUUCUGUGAGGCCUGUGGGAGGAGUGAUAGAGAAGACAGGCUGUUACUAUGUGAUGGCUGUGACUUAGGUUACCACUGUGAGUGCUUGAAUCCACCCCUGGCUGAAGUACCAGCAGAAGAAUGGUACUGUCCCGAUUGUGAGGCAUUGCAAGACAGAGAGAGGGAAGGAGAAGCAGCAGUGACGGUCAGUGAUGACGAGGAGAUCUACCAUAUCAUACAGGAGGCUGGCGUUCUGCCUCACUCCCUCAGACCCAGGGUCCACCGACGACAGGUGGCCAGGACACGCAUGAGUGAUCGAAUCUACCGACAGAUUCAGGAAAUAAGACGCAGUCGAUUCAACCGCAGAAUGAUCAUAUUGUCAGACUCAGAAAGCUCUGACCAGUCUGAGCAUGAUUUAUCAGAUGAGGACUUUGAUAUCGAUGAUGAUGCGCCAUCUACCAGCACAGCCUCUGCUGCUACUAGAAAAAAACCAACUACUCGACGGAAGAGGAAAACCCGAAGCCGCAAAACCAAGGUGAAGAGAAAAUCUACCCAAAAAAGAAAAGGUGCAACUGGAAAAUCCAAAAAAGGAAAGCAGUUAGCUGGCAAAAAAACCAAGGGAAAGAAAACAAAACGGAAAACACGCAGGAAAAAGAAAUCAACAAGUAAAAGAAAAGGAUUCAGAAGAAAGAGGGUGGUGAGAAGAAGAGCUGUAGCUGACACGCCAGUCACCACAGUGAAGUCCAGGAUAGCCAAGAGUCUGGGACUCUCCAAACCCCCCACAGGGAGAUCAAUACCCCUGCAGAAAUGCCCCAGAGACAGGACAGAAGAGUUUGGCCCUGCCCCACUCAGUAUUAUGGGAACUCCAAAUGAUCUCUUUUAUUUCCAAGAUGAAGCUGAAAAUCAGCCAUGUACCUCAGGAUACUCGUCACACUCGGGGAAGAAACGAAAGAUGUCCUCAAAUCUGCAGUUUUCAGUCGAUGAAAUAAUGAAGAGGACCCCUGUAGUGAGGAUCGCAGCGGACUCUUCCUUGAGGUUCCGCCCUCAGGAAGAGAACGCCUCUGUGACCUCGGCCGGUGGGAGCACGCCUUGUGAUCUGUUAGGGAGUAUUUUUCAGGGGCAACAAAUGCUUCACAUGAAUACCAACAAAAUCAAAAUUCACAGAGAUGGUUCUCUGACUGCAGUGAAAGCAGAGACUGACCCAAAGGAAGGGGGAUCCAAGUCAACUGACUCAAAAGACGGGAAAACCCAACCAGGGGAAGGAACUUCAGCUGAAGGAGGAGCCUCCAGUAAAGAACAAGGGGACAGUGAAGUGGGGACCGGAAGUAAAUUCCUGCGUCUUCCAAUAUUUGCUGGGUCGUCAAGCGUUGAACUGGAUGACAAAGUGGAAUUACCUGAAGAUCCUCCAGAGGUUCCCUUCCAGGAGGAUGAUGGGCUCGGAGAUUCACUUUGGACAAUUCAGAAACGUCAGGGGCAGAUCGAGUUAGAUGAAUCUAACCCUGAUGGUGGUAGGGCCAUGUCAGAAGAACAGAGUGAAGAAAGUGACUUGACGAAAAAUGAGGAUAGAAAAAUAGAGAAAUCUGUUAGUAGUGACAAAGGUGGAGAAAAUAAAUCUAAAGUGAUGUUAGACCAGACUAGUAAAAGUGAUAAACAUAGGACUCCUGGAAAAGGAAAAGAGAGUAAAAGCAGAAAUUAUCGGUCAAAUCAAACUUUAUUUACUACACACAAAAGCAGAAAAACAGACUUGUAUUCAGAUGUAGAUGACAGUUUAGAUGUACCUACAUCCUUAGAUGUGUUUGAAAAAAGUUUGCAGGAUGUGGGUGAAAAAUCCAAGAAACAUAGUGAAAAAACAGCAUCGAGCAAAGUGAAGGUUGGUGAUAAAAGUAUUUGUAGUGACAUGUUUGAGGACAGGACACAAGAUAGUGUUAGUGAUUUAGGGAAAAUGGAGGAUUUAGACGACUUUAAACUGGAGAAGUCACCCAAACCUGGUGACCCGCCCACGUACAAUAACCCUCAACUAGACGAUGUGAAGUUUGAGUACGAGGACUCCAAUGAUUCUGUUCCCAGCACCUCCUGGUCUGAUGCUGGUAUCGGCAGUGCCAUCAUCACUCAAGAACAAUACAGUGACAAGAAAUGGAGACUGGAUAAAGUUCAGAGCAUGGAUCAAGAGCUAAGCAGUAAACCCUCUACCCACAAGUCUCCCAGAGGUUCUCGGAGAAGAUCCGAUUCCAGAGGAAAGGAGCAGGACCCAGGUUUAUUGAUAACAGUGGCGGGGGGCUCAGAGGACAGGAGUGUGGCAGAGAAGACGGAGAAAAACACCGAAAUCUACGAACAACAGAGGCUCAGAAAAAACGAAUCAGAUAAAGAGUCGUCUAAAGAGCGCAGAGAGAAAUCCUCUAGUAAGUCAAGGUCGUAUCACAGGGAAGAUGACUCUGAUCAUAACAAAUCCAAAUCUCGUAAGCAGAGAUCCAGAAGUCGAUCAAAAGAAAGGAGAAGAAGAUCCAGAUCCCGAGAGAGGAGAGAACGUUCAAGGUCUCGAGAGAGGAGAGAACGUUCAAGGUCUCGAGAGAGGCCAGAUGGGUCCCGAUCUCAACAAAAAUUGCCCAAAUCAAAGGAUAAAAGGGAGAGGUCAAGGUCAAUAGAGCAUAAAUCGAGGGAAAGACAUGAGAGAUCAAGAUCCUGGGAAAGAAAGGAGGGCUCAAAGUCCAGAGAAAAUAGGCAAAGGUCACGGUCUCGUGAAAGACGAAAAUCAAAACGGGAUAGAUCCAGAUCAGUGGAGCGAAGGAGGGAGCGGUCAAGGUCUUCAGAGCGAAGACGUGAUCGAUCAAGGUCAGUGGAAAGAAAGCAUGAUCAGCAUAAGCAAGAACAAACCCGAUCCACAGAACGACAUCGUGAUCGCUCUAGAUCCGUAGAAAGGAGACAAUCUACAGACGAAGGGCAAUCAAGGUCUAUGGAACGCUCAAGUAAGAAAAGUAGAAGGGAGAAAUCUAAUGAAAAACGCAAAAGUAGAGACAGUAGAGAUUUAAUCGCAAGUCCUCAAAGACAAGACAUUGAAGAGAGGCUGGAACAGGAGGAAAAACUAGAUGUAUUUAGCUAUGGUAUAAAGCGUCUUCAUGAUGGGAAAAACAAAAAGAAGAAGAAACUCAAAACUACAGAGACUGAGCCUAUUGUGAUUUUAUCUGAUGAUGAACUUGAUUCAACACCAAAAAUGAGAUCAGAUCGAACUUCUAUUAAACAAAAGACAAAUUCUGAUGACAGGGACUUGAACAGAAUUGAACCUAUCAUUACAGCUCGUUCAUCCUCAAAUCAUCAUACAAAAGUCAAAAGUGAGACUCGUGAGCCUCCUCUGCCUACUGAGGAAGUGAUUCAACCUCCCAUGCCACAAGCCAUCUCCAAUGUUAUCAAAGUGUUAACAAACUCAAAGGAGCCCAAGAGAAGCAAGUCUCGUCAUAAAGAGGUAGAAGACAUCUUCCUUAGAGAAGAAGCUAAAACCAAAGAAAGUGAAAGGCAUAGAAGUUUUGAUGAAGAAAUGGAAGAUAGAUCAUUUGAGGAGGAAUGUGCAUAUGAUCCUGCAUUUCCAACGGUUGAUAUGGAGGAGUCUCCAACAGAGGAUCAACCCAUUGUGUUAGAGGAAGCUGCUGAACCCAUUCAAAUGACUGUCAACCCACUUCUGCAUAAAGAACUUCCCAUGCAAAGUAUUUCACCCCUUCCUGGCCCCCCUCCGCCUCCCAUGCCUGGUCAGGGACUUCUUGGGGAGCCCUCCAUUCUAUUACCAACUUCUGCAGGAGAGCCGCCACAGUCUAUGUUACCAGGGACUGGGCAGCAGAUUCCCCUUCAACUCCGCAUGCUGGCCCCAGGAUUCGCCGCUCAGCAGCCAGGUGGCCUCCCCCCGCAGAGACAGCUGAUAAUGAAUCACCCAGUGUUCAUCAACCGCCCUGGAUCAUUUCCUCAUCUCCAGCAGCUCCCUGCCGGACACCCCCUACACCCACGCCUAGUUUCUACCCCAGGAGGAAUGGUCACCAUGCAGAACCAGUUCCCUCCUAGAAUCCCAUCCCUGGUGUCUGUUCCAGGACAGCAUGGGCUGCUAAACGGUGCAUUAGAUCAUCUGUCACAUGAUCCUCAUCUUAUCCUGACUUCAGAUCCUCAUGGGGAUCCCAGAUUACAUCAUCCUCACCCUCCCCAUCCCGAACACCGCGUCAUCUCAAUCCGACCAGAAGUCCCUGUGGUACCAAUGUCUGUCCAUGACAACAUGCCACUCUCCAUAGCAUCAAGUGAAGCUCUGUCCAUGAACCAGCCAAACAUCAUUCCAUCAGUCUCUCAGUUAGAACAAAUAUCACAAAUUACAAAGCUCCUGAACACCCAGGCACAGCUGGCUAUGUUUGGGAAAGAAUCAAAAGGCUUAGAACAUCAUGAGCACAAGCAGGAGCCAAUGGAACAGAAGAACAGCAAUAAUGUGUUUAAGGUUCCCCUGCCUCCCAUACUGACCCACACACUUAACAAGGUCAAGUCGGAGAAAGAAAACAUGGAGAUGGUGGACAUGGACAUGUCUUCACCGCAGGACAACGGAAACAUCGAGAUUCCCACGUCCUCCUCAGAGAAGUCGGAACGGAGCAGGAGGCGGGACAAGAAGAGGAGCCACCGACACCGCCAAGACCGCCACCGCACAAGUCACGAGGAUAGACAUCGCUCCAGCCAUGAGGACUCGGUGACCUCUACCGUUGAGAAAACCUACGACCAGAUAAUGGACGAGAUGAACAGUGUGGAUGAGAUUCCGUCCUCAGCUGUAGAGCUGACUAACAAAGAGAAGUACCUCAGAAAGCUACAUCUGCAGGAAAGGGUUGUAGAUGAAGUGAAGACUGCAUUAAAACCAUUCUACAGUGCUAAGAAAGUCAACAAAGAGCAGUAUAAGGAGAUUCUUCGCCGAGCUGUGCCAAAGGUGUGUCAUAGUAAGAGUGGAGACAUCAACCCAGUGAAGAUCCGGGCGUUGGUGGAUGCGUAUGUUGCAAAAUUUAACAGGAACAUGUCUCCUCCAAAGGACGAAAACGAAGAUCAACCAAAGAAGGCCCAGUGAUACUGUUGUGAUGACCCGAGGCCCAAAGGGCCAUGAUCCAGACUUAAAGUACACUGUGUUGAUCAGUGCCAGUGCUAAAGAGACUGACAAUAAUCCUCAUGACAGACUGGGUGUGUAUGCAGUUCUAAAGAUCUCAACUAAACUCUGGCGUGUGCUCUGUAACAUGUUUAAUGUGUAAAGCUGACACAGAGAGUGAGAAAAAAGUGGUAACUUAGUUAUCUAGCUCACAAAAAGGAGAGGACCGACCAUUGAGUGGGAAAGACUUAAGAGUAUGACUUUAUCUAAACUCAAUGAAAUGACAUUACAGGACAAUUGGGAGAGAGGCUUUUGUUUGUACAUUGACCUUAAAGGCAAGCUUUUUUGUUGUAGAAUGAAUGAUUAAUAAGCAUUUAUCUGUACAUUGUUAAAAUCCAUGAAGACAGCCAGAUUCUAGUAUUUAUUACAAUGUGGGCAGCAAACCCAACCGUUUCUACUGGUCCCCAUUUGUUUAUAUUUUGUCGACCUGUACCUUUUGAAGAAUGUAUCUCUUGAUUUUAAUGCGAAAAAAAAACAACAAAUCUUUAUUUGUAGUAUGAUGUGGUCUAUUUAUGAAUCAUGGAUAAAUUGAUCUUUUGUACUUUAAAUUUGUGAUAAAAAUGAGAAAAUGUCAUUGUGUACAAUAUUUUGACACAUCAUGUCUGUAAUUUUCUGCUGACGGUGGACAGUGACUCGCCAUUACUGGCCUCUGUAGACCACCGCUCUCUUUUUUACUGAGAUAUAGAAUGUGUGAAUGUUUAUCUACCCUGUUCCUACGGAGUGAUGGCCCCUGUUAUGAAACAGGAGUAGAAAAUAAAUAAUCAAUUACAA